Mesorhabditis spiculigera is the source of this 1392-nucleotide messenger RNA. The record is from the annotation of a GenBank genome assembly. Lineage: Eukaryota; Metazoa; Nematoda; Chromadorea; Rhabditida; Rhabditidae.
AUGAAGAAGAGGGUGGCCCAGACGCUGUCCAACUCGGGCUCGACGUCGGCCAGGAAGUCGAAGAAGCAGAUGGUGGCCGUGGGCACGGAUCCGUCUGGGCUUGUUCGGGUCCGCGUCCGGGUGCAGUUGGUGAACAAAUCUGCCAACAACCCCCCGCUGAACACCAACGUCUCGGCCAUGAAUACCACCCGUACUACAACUUCUUACUACACACCCGAUCUCACUUCAACGGUGCGCAAGACGGUCCGCUCCGGUGCUGGUUCCGCUUACAACAAUCUUGGACAUACUACCGAUGAGGAGGAUACGCGCGGUGAAGAAUCUGAAAGAAUCAUUUUCCGCGACACUCCACGUUCUCCCAAGGAUUCACCGAUCGUGCGCCUCUGGAAACGGCUUUCUGGCAAUGGUGACGAGUUCAAAGCCGGGCCUCCCGGAACUUACUACGACAUGAAGGUGAAUUGGUGGGACGAUAUUCCGCGGCUGCUCUUGAUCAUCUUCUCCAUUUUCUUCGUGAUUCUGGCGAUCGGCUACGUGACAACCGCUCACCCCGACACUCUGGCCAGUGGAGCUCAAGUUGUUGCCGCUUCGACUCGUGAUAUGGUCGGCUUCUUCUACCAAUACCUCAUCGUUCCGUCUGCUGUGCUGGCCGCCCUUGCUGUAGCCGUCAUUGCCGUCUACUACACCCAUCGCUACUAUCGCAACUCACGCGCCGAAGAGGAGGGCGCCUUCUUCGAUCUGGUGGAGAAGAUUACCGACACUGUCCGUGAUUCUGCUGCCGAUGGCGAGGAAUAUAUUAGCGUGCCCCAUGUCCGCGACGUCAUCUUCCCUCCGGCUCGCCGCCGUCCCGCCGAACUGGCUCGCUGGGAGCGCGCCGUGGAGUACGUCAACGAUAACGAGUCGCGCAUCGCCACCGAGACUCGCCUCAUCCGCGGACACGAGUGCGCCGUCUGGAAAUGGCUGGAGGCGAAGAAGACCGGAUGGCAAGGCAAAGCCUUCGCCGAAGCCCUUUCGCCGAACGUCCCAAAACAGGGCCUCACCAAGUUCCUAAAAAUUCGCGAUAUGGUGGCUAACGACGGGUCGGAUCGCCUAAAGGCCGAGCUGGACAUGCGCGACAAGCUGCGCCCUAUUCAACCAUUACAUGUUGGAUAUUGUGCCGACCAUAGCACUAACGAGAAGCUAAUUUUCGCGAUGUUCUCCACUAACGACCAGGCUCAUAAAGCCUUUACUGCCCUUCAUGGCGAGUGGUAUUGCGGUCGCCUCAUCAAUGUAAAGUUCGCGAUAUAUUGCCAACGCCUGUGGAUCAAUCAACUGUUUUUGGCCUCUAUCAGGUCAAUCUGGAAUUCAAUUGGCCAUCUUGUGUGGAAGAAGAGGUUCACGCAAAGAAGGAGAUCGUCC